Messenger RNA from Physella acuta, 3847 nucleotides. RefSeq names its product vesicular glutamate transporter 2-like. Gene Ontology annotation, cellular component: excitatory synapse; synaptic vesicle membrane. Gene Ontology annotation, biological process: transmembrane transport; neurotransmitter loading into synaptic vesicle; synaptic transmission, glutamatergic. The record is from RefSeq and is a predicted model, not a curated record. Gene Ontology annotation, molecular function: neurotransmitter transmembrane transporter activity; L-glutamate transmembrane transporter activity. NCBI's taxonomy places the organism in Eukaryota, Metazoa, Mollusca, Gastropoda, Physidae.
CCGACUCCCGGCUUUGAUGGUGGUCAAUUGAUUGAUGAAUUCGAUCUGCAGCAUCAUUGUCUAAACCUUCUGGGAACCGGCGCUAGCGCUCGUCGCUAACUAUUCCGCGAUAAACGGUUUCACUACCGGAGAUCUUUGCUGGCGGGAGUACGACAAGUUCCGGAGACUAGUUUUUUAAAAACCCUCUAAACUUGAACAUGGAUAAUUAUUUGUGUUAAUAAAACUUGUAUUAAAAUCGUCUUGAUUUUGAGGCUGGCUGUUUAAUUUAAAUCGGCUGACCCAAGACCCCACCACUUUACAUCAGACGACCCCCAGACCCCCACUAAAAUGAGAAAAACAUUCGCCAGCAAGUGUACCCACCCCAUCUGUUUCUAGACCACUUCCGGUGGGCGUGGACCCAGAAAAUUAUCCCGGCACAGGGACACUCAAGGUUUACCAGCAGCGGCCAUUUUGUGACGUCAUCACACCAAGAUGCCGUUUGGAGCUUUCAGUAACCUCAAAGACAGGGUGCUACAGCCCUCUAAAGAUGCCGCCAUCUUGGCUAAAGAUUCCAUUCACAGACUCGUGUCCAAGCAGACGGACGAGAAGAGUCUGGUCAAGUACGACGAGCUAGACGACGCCUACACCGAGGCUGACGAACUUCCUGGCAAGUCGGAGAAAUCUUUCAUCCCCAGCAAGUCUUACAUCCCCCGGAGCUGUCCUUGUCUCAGAUGUAAUGUCGCCAAGAGAUACCAGAUCGCCAUCCUCAGCUCUAUCGGAUUUUUGUUGUCGUUUGGUAUUCGCUGCAACAUGGGAGUAGCCGUUCUUGACAUGACUAAAAAUAGCACUAGAGACCUGGAUGGGGAUGGGAUUAUUAGCCUCAAUGACUCCAUACAGGAACCAGAAUUCAAUUGGACACCGGAAACUGUGGGGGUCGUCGACAGUUCCUUCUUCUGGGGCUACAUCGUGACCCAGAUUCCAGGAGGCUACCUGGCCUCACGUAUUUCCGCUACCAGAUUGUUCGGUAUGGCCAUAGGAAUAUCGGCCUGCAUGAACCUGUUGCUACCUGGUGCAGCAGAGGUGCAUUAUGGGCUGGUCAUUUCGGUCCGGAUAUUGCAGGGGUUGGUUGAGGGUGUAACGUAUCCGGCUUGUCACGGUAUUUGGAGACACUGGGCACCCCCGCUAGAGCGAUCUAUGCUGGCCACUAUAUCAUUCUGUGGGUCUUAUGCCGGGGCCGUUCUUGGGAUGCCUCUCAGUGGGAUCCUGACACGCUAUCUAGGCUGGCAGUCUGGGUUCUAUGUCUUUGGUGUGCUAGGGGCGCUCUGGUCCAUAGCCUGGUGGUUCCUGUCCUACGAGCGCCCGUCCACCCACCCCACCAUAUCGGAGGAGGAGCGAGUCUACAUAGAGACCAGCAUCGGCGAGACCACCAUGAACACCAACAAGGCUAUAUCCACCCCAUGGGUGGCCUUCUUCACCUCCAUGCCAGUGUGGGCCAUCAUGGUGGCCAACUUCUGCAGAUCCUGGACCUUCUAUUUGUUAAUCAUAUCCCAACCGGCAUAUUUUGAACAGGUGUUUGGCUUUAAAAUUGACGAGAGCGGCACCCUGUCGGCCCUACCCCACCUCGUGAUGGCCAUCAUUGUCCCCAUCGGUGGGCAGAUCGCUGACUUCCUGAGGAGACGAAUCUUAACCACAACAGUGGUCAGGAAGAUUUUCAACUGUGGAGGUUUUGGGAUGGAGGCCAUCUUCCUGCUGGGGGUAAGCUUCACCCGGGACACAGCCCCUGCGGUCGCCUGUCUGACGUUGGCUGUCGGGUUUAGCGGCUUCGCCAUAUCAGGUUUCAAUGUGAACCAUCUGGACAUUGCCCCGCGGUACGCCAGUAUUCUGAUGGGACUGUCGAACUCUGUGGGGACGCUGGCUGGGAUGUUGUGUCCUAUCGUAGUGCAGGCCAUCACCAGCGAUGGUAGGAAUGAUGUUGAGAAGGCCAAGAGUGAGUGGCAGUAUGUCUUCCUGAUAGCCAGUCUCAUCCACUUUGCCGGCGUCAUCUUCUACGGCAUCUUCGCUUCAGGCGAGAAACAGCCGUGGGCGGAACCCCCAGGGGAUGAGACAUGGAGGCCGGAGCACACACUCAAACCCAACGACGAGAACUGGAAGUUCAGUAACCAUAGCAACAGCCACUACAACGGCGGCUGCGCCAACUACGGCGCCACGACGGAGAAGGGCUACGACGACUUCAUCCCCACCCAGUACAGCCCCGUGUACGAGACGAAGGAGACCUUCGUGCAGAAACCCGCCAAGGAGAAGUACUAUAGUGACGACAGCGAUAAAGGUUUUUAGCACCGGAGCGCGCCCUUAACAGACGUGAUGAGAUGAAUUUUAUCCUUGUGAUUUUAAGGUGAUGGGGAACAAUUGGAUUAUCUCUUUUUAUUUUUAAAGAGUUUUAAAAUUAUUUUUUAAUAUAUUUUUUAGUAGAUGAUUCUGAAAAUUAAUACGUUUAAAAUAUUAUCUUUAUAAUUUGUUUUAAGGGAAGUAAUUAAUAAAUUAAACAAAUUUAGAGUUGUCUUGUGGUAUUGCAAAAUAAAACAACAACAACAACCGCAUAAGUUAUCAGUAAAAAAGUUAAAAUAUUUAUAAUUACAAAGCUAAUUUACAAUAACAAGACUGAUUUAUAACAGAGCAACAUUAGUUAUAAGCUUUAUGUCGUAUUUACUUACCAAAUUUUUAAAGCCAAAAUACUUAAAACCAAUUAAAAUUAUUAUUUUUUUCAUCUUUCACAAGCAAUAAAGUCUCCCCCCGUGAUAAGUUUCAGUUUAGUUAAUUACUAAUUAAAUUAGGACGAUUUUAUGUAAAUUUUAACUGUACAUAUACAGGGGUCAUAAGGUCAGUUACUUUUUAUAGUUGUGUGUGUGUGGGUUGGGGGGUAUGUGUGUGAAUACAAGGUCUAGUAAAGUAUGGAGUUCAGACGACUUCAUUGUGGUUUAUUUAUUUUCAUUCAGUCUUGUUAGGCCCCCGAAGAGCAAAGGGCUGCAACCACACCUCUCCUCCAUACUUUGUUGUGGGCUGCUAUCUUUAUCUGAGCCCAUGUAAGCCCCCGAUUAUAGUUCUUAGUUUUAAUUAAUUUGGUUGCACUAAAAAACACCCUAGUAGGAUUUCAAAUAACCAACAAAAUUUUUAAAAAAAAUUUAUUUAAUAACAUUCCUGAAAUAUUAUAUUAAAACAUGUUUUGUUUAAUUUUGUUGUGGAAGAUGAGCGGUCAUGAUUCGGUGCAUCUUGAUAUGCAUGUGUUAAUUGCAUAAUUUUAUUUUGUUUUGCUACUUUCAGUAGUGUAAAAAUGCUUACCGAUGAAUUGAAUAUUGAAAACAUAUAUAUCUGAACAUAUAUAUCUGAAGUGAAGUUUGAGUAACAAAACCUAUUACACCACAGGAGAAUGUACAUUUCUUUAAACAGUUUUUUAUGUGUUUUUAAUUGGUUGUGAUUCACAUGUCUUUUUAACAACGUAUUUGAAAUAUUAUUUGUAACAUGUGUGGUAUGUAUGUGUGUAUGUAUGUGAGUGUAUACGCUAACUCAAAGCUGAUUAAAUUGACAAUUUUGUUGACGAAUUUACAGAAAUGUAUUUAUGUACUUAAUUAUUAAAAAUCGUUCUAGAAUUGUUGUACAUAUAAUUUGUAGAAAAAGUUUUUUUUUUUAUUUCUAAUGUUUGUGUUAAUUAAAUUUUCCAAAGAUAUUCAUAUCGUGGUGAUAGCAUAUGUGUACAAUUUAUACGUCAUCAUUUUGACCAUGCCCAUAGCUUGUACAUGUACAUAUCAAGUAGAAUUAAUUUACAUACAGUGUUAUUUGUUUUUAGUUACUAAUUAAAAAAUUCUCAACCAAU